UCCUACCACCGCCCCCCGCCCCGCCCCGCCCCGCCCGCGGCAGAGAGGCGGGACGCGCAGCGCGGCGCGGCAGCGCAGGGUCUGGCAGCAGCAGGACGUGUGCAUGCAUGGGGCCUCCCUCCCUCCCGGCGUCCCUCUGACGUGCCCGCGGUCGGCCAGGUCCAGUGCGGGGACGAGCAGCAGAUUGACCGUCUCAAUGGAGGCAGUACCAGGCUGGGUCCCAGCUGUGGGUUUCACACUCUUGCCCCAUGCAGGAGGAUUUUUAGGAGGCAAGAUAACCAAAAAGGAGAUCCCCAUGUGGUAUGAAUCUCUACAGAAGCCAUCCUGGCAUCCACCUAACUGGGUGUUUGCUCCUGUUUGGGGAACUCUCUAUACAUCCAUGGGAUAUGGCUCCUACCUGGUGUGGAAGGAAUUGGGGGGCUUCAAUGAAAAGUCUGUGGUUCCACUGGGUCUGUAUGCAGGGCAGCUGGCAUUAAACUGGGCUUGGACUCCCAUAUUUUUUGGAGCUCACAAAAUGGGAUGGGGGUUGGUGACUCUCCUACUCACCACUGGUACAGCAACAGCUACAACUGCUUCCUGGUAUAACGCCAGCAGAACAGCAGCGUAUUUGAUGGUUCCUUAUUUAGCUUGGUUAACCAUGGCUUCUGCGCUCAAUUACCGUAUCUGGAAGGACAAUCGCAACAAGAAACAACCUGAAUAAAAAAUUUUCUUAGGAGACAGACAUCAGCCAAUAGAUCUUUUUUAACAAAUUUUCUAAAUGGCCUUCCUGUAUUUUUAGCUGAACUACUUAAUGCUAUUAGACAAAGUGACUGCUAAUUACUAUUUGACAGCAGUUCUUGUUCAGAACAAAUGUGUCUUUACUAGACAAGUCAAAAAGGGGUGCAUGCCUUGGUGAGUUUUAUACCACAAUAAAAGAUAGUGAUUGAAGAAUACUAGUUUUUUAUAUUAUAGUAUUACAGUUUAUACGACAACAGCAUUUUAACUGAAAAUGGGCACAAAUUACAGCUUCACUAUGUUCAGAUGUAGAAAUCAAGCCAUAUGUUAAUACAGCUUUCAGAAAGCUGCUCGUAACAAUCACAAGCACAACUAUGGCCUGAAUCUUUCCUGUGUUUUCCACUAGACAGUGCUUUAGUGCUGUGAAGCACUCAUCCCACUAGAGCAGCCAGUAUUUGUCCCCCAGUCAUAGUACUCUGGGAGUGUUUAAGAUCAAAUCUUUUUCACAAUUUGUGCCUUCCAACUUCAAAGCAUAGUAUAAAUGUCAGCUAAAUGUAUUAAAUUGCAUGUAACUUAC
Dromaius novaehollandiae (emu) is the source of this 1291-nucleotide messenger RNA. RefSeq names its product translocator protein (gene TSPO). Bases 104 to 700 code for a protein of 198 amino acids. Lineage: Eukaryota; Metazoa; Chordata; Aves; Casuariiformes; Dromaiidae. The record is from RefSeq and is a predicted model, not a curated record. The transcript has 5 exons. Gene Ontology annotation, cellular component: endoplasmic reticulum; membrane. Gene Ontology annotation, molecular function: cholesterol binding.